AACUCCUAUCGUUUGAAAUUGCCGGCACGGCUGUUGCAACGAGGCGUUCAUCCGGUAUUUCACUCGUCGCUACUCCGAGUACAUGUGCCUAACGACGACCGACUGUUCCCUGGACGCUCCGAGACCCAGAUCGCGGACUUCGGAGAAGAAACGUCGGAAUGGGCUAUAGAUCGAAUACUUUCGCACAAAGGACGGGGAAUGAACACUAUCUUCGAGGUACGAUGGCGUGCCGGCGACACGACC
Messenger RNA from Punctularia strigosozonata HHB-11173 SS5, 243 nucleotides. RefSeq lists its product as uncharacterized. The record is from RefSeq and is a predicted model, not a curated record. Lineage: Eukaryota; Fungi; Basidiomycota; Agaricomycetes; Corticiales; Punctulariaceae. The annotation marks the transcript as partial. The transcript has a single exon.